Molecule: messenger RNA, 2865 nt
Organism: Colletes gigas
Lineage: Eukaryota; Metazoa; Arthropoda; Insecta; Hymenoptera; Colletidae
Product: protein GPR107
Exons: 10
Coding region: 80-1831 (583 amino acids)
Biological process (GO): transport
Cellular component (GO): Golgi apparatus; membrane
Source: RefSeq, a predicted model, not a curated record
GAGCGAACACUGGAUGGUUUAGGUGCGUGGUUAUUUUGUGUUUUCGUGAUGUGACAUUCCUACAGCGAAAAUAGUAAAAAUGCAAUCGAAACAACUGCUGAUACAAUGUCUCUGGAUUGUGUCGAUGUUCGUACUUGCUGACGCCAGAAUACACAAACUUGAAAUACGGAAAGACAUACGCAGAUAUAUUGCCCUGAGUACGUUUGGUUUCUAUAAGGGUGGUAUUCUCGCUGUUCAUUUGUCGAAUUUCAAGGCCGAGCCUUUCGACGAAAAUGCUGUGUUUGGGUUCAGUUUGGAUCGAACGUUAAACGACGCGAUGAAUCCGUAUUUAGAUAAUCACCAGGAAAGAUGUGUGCUACAAAAUAUUUCGAACGUCAAGACCGAUCUCGAGCAGAGGAACAAGAACGCGGUCAUAUAUUUCACAAUGGACUUGAAGAACUCAUUGUUAAAAGUGAACUGCAGUCGGAACAUUCAUACUGCACACAUCUACAGAGAUACUGACAUGUUGUUAGAUUACCGAAGGAAGAGAGACUCUUUCCCGACUAGGUUUAGCGAUACUGUUCUUUUCCCACGGAGAAAACGCUAUACUCCACACGGUGUCGAUAAAUCCGUUGUCGAGGAAGAGUUCGAAUCUAGAUCGGAAAGUAACGCUUGCCUGUUGCAACUACCACUGGUCGUGAAAACUAUAAAAGGAGAAAAGUAUUACAAUACGAGCUUCGCGAUGUAUGUCGGCAGCGAGGAAGAAGAGGGUCUUUAUAAUCUUUACUUUCACAAUUGUCCAAAUUAUAAAUACAAUUCUCAAGUCGCGUUAGACUUCACGAUACAAAUAUCGGAGAUUAAUAGCGGAAAUUUCCUAAGCGCGGGGGAAAUGCCUCUGCCCGCUUUAUAUUUUAUGAUGGCGCUAUUAUUCUUUUUGUCGGGUUGUUUCUGGGUAUUUAUUCUUAAAAAGAGCAAGCAUCCCGUUUUCAAGAGCCACUACCUAAUGGCAGUUUUGGUCUAUUUGAAAUCUUUGUCGCUGCUCUUCCAUGGGAUUAAUUAUCAUUUUAUUCAAACGAAGGGGGAGCACGUGGCUGCUUGGGCGAUACUAUAUUAUAUCACGCAUUUACUCAAAGGAGCCGUGCUUUUCAUUACGAUUGUUCUUGUUGGCACAGGAUGGACGUUUAUUAAACACAUUCUAGUCGGCAAAGACAAAAAGCUCUUUAUGAUCGUGAUACCGUUACAAGUAUUAGCGAACGUGGCUGAAAUAAUAAUCGAGGAAAGCGAGGAGGGAGACAUCGAACACGAGACUUGGCGGGAUGUUUUUAUUCUUGUCGACUUGCUUUGCUGCGGUGCUAUUCUAUUUCCAGUAGUUUGGAGUAUCAAGCACCUACAGGAGGCCGCGGACACAGACGGCAAGGCAGCUGUGAAUUUACGCAAGCUCAAGCUUUUUAGGCAUUUCUAUAUGAUGAUAGUUUGUUACAUCUACUUAACGAGAAUCAUAGUGUUCUUGCUCAAGAUCACGGUACCUUUUCAAUACGAGUGGCUGGACGAAAUGUUCCGUGAAAUGGCCACUUACGUAUUUUUUGUCGUUACCGGGUACAAAUUCCGACCAGCCUCCGCUAAUCCGUACUUUACUUUAACCACCGACGAGACAUCCCAGGCCGACGAAGAUGACGAAAUGGAUGUCGUUUUUUUUUCCAGUGUUUCCAGAGGUAGCGGCAUCACGGAGGGUCUUAGCAAAGUUAGCAAAGUUAGCAAAGUCUUGAGGCCCACGACGUCGGACGUUCCAUCCACUCAGGAGGAAAGGGACUCUUUGUUCAAUAAGACAGAACCUUCCCACGAAUACGAUUGAAUCGAAUAGAAAUUCUUCAUAAUAUACCGAUUUCAGUGUGGACGAAAGCGAAUAGGACUCGCUUUCCCAUCAUGUGAUAUUUCGAAAUAGUGCUAGCGGUUGAAACAACAUGUAAUACACAGAAUGUCAGAACAUGCUUGAUCAAGAGGAGGAAGUGUGGGUAAAGGUAGCCUCGAUCUCGCUCUCUCGAUCUGUUUUUGUACCUUUUUGUUGAAGCAGAUAAGCAAAUACUUAUUAAACGAUCGUUCAUUCUAUCCCCUCCCUUCCCUCUCAAAAUGGUGGUAAAUAUUUUUCCAUUAUUCGUUCUUCGUAUUCGAUUUUAUCGGAGGCGUUUUGUUUUUAUUUUAUUUCGUCAUCAAUUUGUUUUUCUCUAUACAUCAUAUUUACCAUGCGACGCGCUUCAUUCCGAGUAUCUUAUUCACUUCUCGAAACGUAAUCAAACUCGGACGUUGGAGUUCAGUGUAAUCUAUAAUUAUUGGUAGAAAAUUGUCAUAGAUAUUGGAAAAAAAUUAACGUAGAAGACGAUUUAAAAAGUUUAAUGUUUUGAAGACGCGAUGUUACGCGUGUACGCGUUAGGAGGAAAUUUCGAUGCAAGUCAGACAACAGAAAAUUUAAGUUUUGAUACGCAUCUUGUAGCUGGUUUUUUUUUUUUUUUUUUAGGCAUUUAGGAGAAUCGUAAAACAUUUCAACUUGUCUUUUCACACGACACGCUUAGUUUUUCCGAAGCGAAAAGCCCGAUUCGCGGCAAACGAUCUUGUGAUAAACGAUACGCGAAUAUCAAGUGUAUCACGAUCCAUUUUUGUAAACCAUUUGAUAACCUUUUAUGUAGAAAUAAUUCUGAUGUCAGGAGAAAACGAAGGUAAAAAAAUUGUACAGCGUUUAACGUGUCCCCACUGUGUAAUACCAAACUAUGGCUAUUACCGUUAUUACUACUUUUGUACACAAGUUAUCAUAAUUAUUGUUACAUGUGUUACUAUUAAUAUUUUAUUGUGUAUAAUAAAAGGGACGCGUUACAAAAUCAAGUUGAAAUAAUA